AUGGGAAUAUCCGCAGCAAACCUACCAAUUACCGCGCUCAGUCAUGUCCAGAAAAUCGACCUCUACGGAGACAAUGGUGUCUGGAGUUUCCCCUCUGUCGCUAUGGAAUCACUUGAAGAUGUUCGACUAAGCUUCAGCAUGACGUCUCCCACCUGGGUAUACGAAAUCCUCAAGUUCAGUCGCAAAUUGAAGGUCUUUCACUGGUCCACAUGGGAGAUAGAUUGGGCAAACGAGAGAAACAAGAAAGUAUCAUGGGGGUACCGACAGAAAGGUCUGAAUGAAGCUCUAUUGCAAGGCGCAGAUACACUGGAAACAUUACACCUGGACACAAUUGCCGGGGACUACGCACCGGAAAUGCUCCCACGUACAUGUCAGAUUGUAACAUGUCUCCCUUCGUUCAAAAAGCUGUACCACCUAACGAUCGACCUGACGAAAUUGUUUGGCUCUUGGAGCCACCGCAAGCGCAACGGUCUUGAAGACAUCCCCGUCCUUCUCCCAAAAUCACUGCGCACGCUCCAGUUAAUCGAGAGGUUGUACGCAGUCCAAGAGGAGACAUUAAUGUCCGGCGACCCCCAAACAGUAGGUUUCCACGAAACAUGGUUAGAAACGAUGCUCUUUCGCUGCUUUGAGGGCUGCAGAGAAGGCCGUUGGCCAGAACUUCGGCAGCUUAGAUUCCGCGCUGCUGAUAUCGGCUAUUACGACCCGAUCAAACUAGUCGGCAGAAGAUCAUCAGAGGCCAUCGAUGCAUACAAGGCAGCGUUCGCAGGAGUCGGCAUUGAUUUUGUGUGGCAAGAGUACGACAAUUUCGAUAGACCUCCUGGUCAGCGCCCGUAA
Messenger RNA from Anthostomella pinea, 834 nucleotides. Lineage: Eukaryota; Fungi; Ascomycota; Sordariomycetes; Xylariales; Xylariaceae. The record is from the annotation of a GenBank genome assembly.